Toxoplasma gondii ME49 is the source of this 1997-nucleotide messenger RNA. RefSeq names its product inositol polyphosphate kinase. Gene Ontology annotation, cellular component: cytoplasm; nucleus. The transcript has 2 exons. Gene Ontology annotation, biological process: inositol phosphate biosynthetic process; phosphatidylinositol phosphate biosynthetic process. The coding region runs from base 314 to 1699 and encodes 461 amino acids. NCBI's taxonomy places the organism in Eukaryota, Apicomplexa, Conoidasida, Eucoccidiorida, Sarcocystidae. Gene Ontology annotation, molecular function: inositol hexakisphosphate kinase activity. The record is from RefSeq and is a predicted model, not a curated record.
CAGAUGUGCCGCUGCUUCCACGACAACAGGGCUAAGUGAGACUUCAUAGACAUUUCAGACCCCAGUUCCCCGUCUUUUUGGGGGACAUGGAAGGUCAGCAAGAGCAGCGAUCCAUGCUCCUUUGUCUUUCCCCAUUUAUGUCUCGUCGAAGGAGAUGCGCGAGUCCGCUCCGUAACCGCUCCCGUCCCGUGUGCCGGAUUGGCGCAGAUGUGUGCCUCUUAUUUGGUUGCGGCCGUUGAAUAUCCUUUUCCCCAAAUGUCGUGAUUCAGGCUGCAAUAGUUUCAGUGUUGGACUUCUAUUUUGGGCGAUUGCCAUGGAAGAUCCAACAGCUGAACCGUCAGUCUCUAGGCCAGCGUUUUUGCCAGGCCCCGGAGUACACGCGUCGAUCUCUGCUCUUCCUGGUGGUCACGUCGCUGCUAGAUGUAGUCAUGCUAGGACUUGGCCUACAGAAAGCGAAGCCGAACCAGGCAAUUUGCAUGCAAUCCUAGCAGGAGGCCAUUCGAAGAAUUUCCAGUUCUCACGGGACGGGUUGCACGUCACGAAGUGGACCAACCCCGGUGAGAUAGUUUUCUAUCGUUGGCUCUACGGUCUUGCUGGCACGCCUCUUGCCCAACAUCCGAGUAUCUGUCACGAGGAAAACGGUAGUGUCUCCAUCGAAAGUCACUUGUGUGACCGCUCACAAAACCAGGCAAUGUGCAGGAACGAAAAGCCAUCGUGGUCACUCGCGACUGCACGGUUUUCCGGUGAAACUUCGGGCGCUAAUGAGCAAUCCCCUCGCCAGCGUCGGGUUUCCACUGACAGGGAAUUUGGAAUUGCGUGCUCACACAACUCAGAGGAAACGGAAGACGCUUCUCACUUCUCCGAACGUGCUUCUCUGGAGAAGGAAUGGACCGGGAACGCAAAAGUGGUAGAGAGACAGGCGCGAGCUCUGAAACCGUGGAUUCCUGACGCCGUUUGUACCUCGUUCGCUACUGAGGAAGUUUCAGGUGGAGUCCCAGAUGAAUCAACUGACACUGCAAAAGCCAAACUCCGCGGUGAUGGGCGGAAACGAGGGAUUCUCGUCCUCGCUAACAUUCUCCAGGGCAUGCGACGGCCUGUUAUUAUAGAUCUGAAAAUGGGCACCCGGACCUACAGCGAUAAGGCUUCGCCCGAAAAGCGUGCGCGAGCCAAAAGGUAUGCAGAGGAACGCGGGAGUGCGUCACUAGGCAUGGCGUUUUGCGGCCUUUCUGCCCAACGCGAGGACGGAACCGUGGUGACAGUUGAUGGCGGGUCUCGAGCAGCAAAGAACUACCGGCAUCCGAAGACGCUCGAAGAUUUUGUGGCACUCCUCAAGUCGUUUCUCAGUUUCGUGGGCGUGGAAACUCUUAGAAAGGACGUUGCCGCCUCGCUGUUGUGCCAGCUUGGGGAACUUGAGUCGGUGCUUGAGCAGUUCACGAUUGCGAAUUUCUACGGGAGCAGCGUUCUGCUCGCCUACGACGCUAUAGCCGCGGCAGACAGCUCGAAUGUAGGUGGCGGGGUGGACGCGCGAUCCGCAAGGCCGCAAGUGAAACUGGUCGAUUUCGCUCAUGUGACAAUCAUGCCUGAGAACCCCGAUCUGGCUGGACUCCUCUUCGGGCUGAGGCACCUUCAAAACGCACUGCGGCAGGCCGCCGCGAGCUCCGCGUCAAAGGACCAUUUUUUUCUAGAGGAAAGGGAAUAAUAAGUGCCGACGCAGCGUUCAGAAGCAGAAAUGUACAACGAGUCGGUAUACAUGUAUCACCAGUUUUUGUCCAUUGCUCAAGCUUUGUUUGUGUCAUUGUACCCCGAAGGGAACAUCUCACCUGCUCCCCUAGAAAUGCGGUGCAGGCAGGGUCUUGUUGCUCCACACGUCCGCAGGAACGCAUUUUUUUGCUGAAGGUCUCGGUGACGCGCAGACGGUUUCCAAAGCGCACUUCUCCCCCAAUAUCUUUUGAAUAAUUUCAAGAAGUUCUCUCUUGUGUCGAGCAGUCAGGUUGCAA